GCCGGCGCCGCGGCCGCUUCGGGCUCAGGCUUUGGACUCGAGAGCAGCAUCCUCACUGCAGCCGCUUAAAGCUGCUGCACCUGGUCAGGUGAUACCAUUAUCGUUUUCUUCUUUCUUCAUCAUCAUCAUCAUCAUCACCAACAUCAUCAUACGGACAGCCACCAUCAUUUCUCUUCUAUCAGAGCGCUUCAAGUUUUGCAAAGGCAGAUUCUGUUCAGGCAUGCCGUCUCAUUGCUGGAGAUGACUGUCAGCUGCUUGCCCUGCAGAGCCACCAUCACAUGCCUCACCACCACCACCACCACCGCCGGAGCCCAGGAAGCCUGACUACAGAGCAGCGUCUCUCAGAGGCAUGAAUAAUUAGGUAGGCAUAAUGGAAGGCACUCACUGCACCCUCCAAUUGCAGGCGCCCAUUACCGAACUUUGCUACAUCAGCUUCUAUCUUCCGAAGGGAGAAGUCCGAGGAUUUUCAUACAAGGGCACUGUAACUCUAGACAAAUCCAAUAAAGGGUUUCAUAGCUGCUACCAAGUCAGGGAGGGGUCGGACAUCAUCAGCCUCAACUUGCAGCCCACAGAGCACCCGGGCGACAUCUUUUUCAAGCCGACUCCCACCAAAGACAUUCUCACCGAGCUGUACAAACUCACAGCAGCGCGGGAGCGGCUGCUGGCCAGUCUGCUGAGCUCAGACCACAUCCUGAGCAUCACGAUGGGGAACCAGGAGGGGAAGCUGCCCGAGCUGUCGGUGAGCCUGGCCCCGGAAGACGACGCUUUCUCCAGUGCUGGAGACUGGCAGGGCGAGCCCCCCGUGGGCUGUCUCAACAAGAGGAGGGCCCAUGGCAACAAAAAGCUCCGGAGGUUUGGUGGAAGGAGAGAGAACCCGGAGGAGCAGCCGCAGCAGCAGAGGACAAGAAGAAAAGGACGUGAGAGACAGGACUCAGCAUCGCAGCUGGCGAAGGAGCAGAUUUGCUUCGGCAACUCCCUGCCCCUUUCCUCGGCAGGGCCGGAUCUGAGGCUUCUGGAGGAGAGAAACAACUUGCUCCCCGAUGAGGUGCUUAUCUCUUCCCCACUGAGGAGAGAGAGCUGUCCCCCAGACACAGACAAGAUGCUGGACUUCACCCCUGGCCGUGGGGGCUUCAGGAUGGCUUCUGAGGAAGUGGGUCUUAGACUAGAGCCGCCUUUGGACUGCAGCGAGGUGGACCCCAGAGAGGGUGGUGCCGGAGAACCGCAGAGAGCACCUCCCCGGGAGGCCGGUUUAUCCACAAGGCACAAGGACCCUUCGAAGCAGCCUCCCGAGGCAGAGAAGGGCCGGAGAGAGAAAUGCACCCAGCGAACUUGCAGGAAGAAGCCUGUCUCCAAAGUGGUGGCCAAAGUUCAGAAUCUGCCCACUCAGGUGCAAAGAGUCGUUAAAGCGCAUUCUGAGGGAGACGGGGGCAUUGCCUUUCGCCAGGCAGCCCAAGCUGAGUUUAUCCCCAGAGCAGACUUUCUCACCCUCCCAGACGCAGAGGCUGGCACUCAGCAUUCUGCGCCCAGGAGCACGGAGCAGCAAGGGGAUGAGUCAUUGCUGCCAGCGGCCAGGGAACAGACCCUGGUCAGCGCUGAAGCAGCUGUGAACAAGGUGCUCCGGAAAGUGAUAGACAGUGAGAAGUUAGAUGAAGCCACCGAGGGCAAAAGGCUGGGCUUCCCUGUCAAAAGCCUCACGCUCCCGGACCCCAGAAGCAAAAGGAUAGCAGGGCUGCCUCAGGGAGCCGGCACAACCUUGCUUUUGGAUCGACCCGGCAGUCAAGGCCCCCACUUAUCACAGCCAGAAGGUGAUGAGGAGCGGCAGUCAUCAUCCUCCCCAGCUCUGGCAGCGCUCAGCGUGGCAUUUAAUAAUUCAUCCUCCCAGUUCGGAGCACACAAACGCAUGCCACCUGUUCCCUUGCCUCUCCCCGCAGCACUCCUCGGUCCCCCAGAGCAUCGCAGGAGCCUCCAGCUCCCACCUCUGCCUGGCGAGGGCGAAGCCGCUCCCGAUGACUUUGCUGGUGGAAAGAGCAGUGCUGUGUUCGGGACCCCGUCAGCCGACGCCUUGGAGCCACCAUCCUCCGCGAGGGUCACGGAGACCGAAGGGGCCAGCUCAGCCUCCCUCCGAGCAGGCCAACCUCAGCCGGUGCCUGGGGAACCCUUGGACCAGAGUCUGGGGCCUGGGAAGACCACAGCUCGGCCCCAGCACCAGUCACCUCCAGGCAUUUCUUCUGAGGGAUUUCCCCGGGAGUACUUCAGCGAGCAGGCAGUGACCAAAGACCUCUCCAACAGGGAUGGAAGUGCCUGGGUUCUGGGCUACAGAGCAGGGGCAGCUUAUCCGUUUCUGCUCCAGGAGGAGAGAGAGAAACCAAACAGAAGUGAACUGUACUUGGAUCUCCAUCAGUUCGACCACAGCCCCACUGAGCAGGAUGACAGGACUCCUGGCAGACUCCAAGCUGUCUGGCCACCCCCAAAGACAAAAGACACAGAAGAAAAAGUGGGAUUGAAGUACACAGAAGCAGAAUAUCAAGCUGCUAUUUUACACUUGAAGAGGAAACACAAAGAAGAAAUUGAAAGCCUGCAGGCUCAGUUUGAACUUCAGACCUUUCAUAUCCGGGGGGAGCAUGCAGUGAUAACAGAAAGACUAGAAGAAAAAAUUGAAAAUCUCAAAUAUGAGAUAGAACAUCGAUGGCGAGGAGGGUGUGAAGAGAUGCGAGACGCAUGCAUCUCCACCGUUGAUGAUUGCUCUCCUAAGGUCUACAGAAAUGUGUGCAUCCAGACAGACAGAGAGACUUUCCUCAAACCCUGUGACAGUGAAAGCAAGACAACUAGAAGUAAUCAGAUAAUACCCAAGAAGCUGAAUAUCUCUUCUUUAAGCCAGCUCUCUCCCCCCAGUGAUAACCAAGACACCCACGUACCACUUCCUGCUGCGGAAGGCAUCUCCUCAAGUCAGCAGAAAGCCUCAUCUCCCCCUCCUGCACCACCUCUCCCAGCAACAAUUCCUCCGCCACCUCCUCCCCUUCCUGGACUGGAACCUGUGCCACCGGCACCUCCACCACCACCCAUGUGUACUGUACCACCACCGCCUCCACCACCACCAUUGCCUCUAAGUAAUGGGCCUCUGCCCCCUCCGCCCCCUCCACCGCUUCCCAGUUCUUCUGCUCUGCCCAGCAAUGGGGGACCGCCUCCUGCUCCAGCACCUCCAGGACUUGUGCCCCCACCCCCUCCAGGACUCUUCUUUGGAGCUGGCUCUUCUUCUAGCCAGGGUCCUCGGAAGCCGGCCAUUGAGCCCAGUUGUCCCAUGAAGCCUUUGUAUUGGACUCGAAUACAAAUAAGUGAUAAGAGCCAAAAUACUGAACCAACCUUAUGGGAUUCCUUAGAAGAACCUGAUAUCCGGGAUACCAGUGAAUUUGAAUAUUUAUUCUCCAAAGAUACAACUCAGCAGAAGAAAAAACCUCUAUCAGAGUCCUAUGAGAAAAAAAACAAGGUCAAAAAGAUCAUCAAGUUACUGGAUGGAAAAAGAUCGCAAACUGUGGGCAUCUUGAUAUCCAGUUUACAUUUAGAAAUGAAGGAUAUCCAGCAAGCCAUUUUCAAUGUGGAUGACUCUGUGGUUGAUCUGGAGACCUUGACAGCCUUAUAUGAAAAUAGAGCCCAAGAGGAUGAACUGGUUAAAAUAAGAAAAUAUUACGAGACAUCCAAAGAAGAAGAAUUGAAGCUGUUGGAUAAACCUGAGCAAUUUUUGCAUGAGUUGGCCCAGAUCCCUAAUUUUGCAGAGCGUGCCCAGUGCAUAAUCUUCAGAUCUGUCUUUUCAGAGGGAAUGACCUCCUUGCACCGAAAAGUAGAGAUCAUCACUCGAGCAUCUAAGGGUUUGUUGCACAUGAAGAGUGUGAAGGAUAUUUUAGCUCUCAUUCUGGCUUUUGGAAAUUACAUGAAUGGAGGAAAUAGGACUCGGGGACAAGCAGAUGGAUAUAGCUUAGAAAUUCUGCCCAAGCUCAAGGACGUCAAAAGCCGGGACAAUGGGAUUAAUCUGGUGGACUAUGUUGUGAAAUAUUACCUGCGCUACUAUGAUCAGGAAGCAGGGACAGAGAAAAGCAUUUUCCCCCUGCCUGAACCACAGGAUUUCUUUCUGGCCUCCCAAGUCAAAUUUGAAGAUCUCACAAAAGAUUUGCACAAACUGAAGAGGCAACUAGAAGCAAGUGAGAAACAGAUGGUAGUGGUGUGCAAAGGGUCACCGAAGGAGUACCUCCAGCCUUUCAAGGACAAGCUGGAGGAGUUCUUUCAGAAAGCCAAAAAUGAACAUAAAAUGGAAGUGAGUCACUUGGAGAAUGCGCAGAGAAGUUUUGAAACAACAGUCAAGUACUUUGGGAUGAAACCGAAGUCUGGAGAGAAAGAUAUCACCCCCAAUUAUGUGUUUAUGGUGUGGUAUGAGUUCUGCAGUGACUUCAAGACAAUUUGGAAACGGGAGAGUAAAAACAUAUCUAAAGAAAGACUGAAGACGGCUCAGGAAUCAGUCAGCAAGUUGACUUCAGAGAAGAAAGUGGAAACCAAGAAAAUCAAUCCCACGGCUAGUCUGAAAGAAAGACUGCGUCAAAAGGAAGCCAGUGUGACUACCAACUAAAACAGAGACUGAAAAUGAUGACAGCAGAGCUAGCACCUUGCAUGAUCCUAUGCAACGCCAAUGCUGCAGGAAGUUCUUGAUGUUUGUUCUGCUCACCUCUCUCUGAAGUUAUCUGCACUGAGCACCCCUUGCCCUCCUCACAUGUCCUUCAUAAAGCCACACAAGGAUGGGAAACUAAGGGAGCUGGUGUUAUUAGACAGUUGUUUCUUACGAUCCAAAGUACAAUCCAAAGACCAAAAGAAUUACCAAGAGUUCCAAUUUUUCUUUAAGUGGAGAUUUCAGGUUUUCUAACACAGACUUGAGAGACAUGAAAACUUAAGACAGACAAAAAGGAGAACCAUCUGUGACAGUUUUCUGAGUAGAAUUUUCACCUUGAUUUUUACACACUGCUGUUAUGCUUAUUGGUUUUAAUUUUGAUCCUAAGGUCACAAGAUUCUGUACCUGAACGUGUUGAAACUUACUGUGUCUAUUUUUUAAAGGAUAAUUCAGACUAUUUUCUAGACUAAAUAAAUGGUUAUUUAGUUGUUGUUUUUCACAUGGAAAGGAGAGAACAUGUAAUUAUGCCUUUGUGUCAAUGCGGUUAAUAGCCAUAAACUUCAUCCUGGAAAGUGAGUUCUGAUCAAGGGAGUUGGUGUCAGCCAGAAUGAGAAACCACUGGGCCACUCGGGGGGUGGGGGGUGAAGUAUAUCAGUUUACUGUGAUUUCCUGACCUACAGAGAUUCUGCAUCCCAGUUUCUACAACAAAUAGUGACACAUAAGCAAGGCUUGCUUGAGAUCAGAGCACCUUCCAUCAGGGAAUAGGAAAUGCCAUGAUUGCAGAAAGCUGAGCUAUUGUCAGUAGUGUUCCAGCCGUGUGGGGCUGGGCCACUCCAACCACUUGGUCGAGGGGACAGUAUCCAAACAAGAGAGCAAAUGCUAUGGCAAACUUCCAUCAUGGCAUGUGACAUUGGGUUAAGAAGGGGCCUUUAUGUCAAAAAAUAAAGAAAUACAGUGGCUGGAGAGAUAGCACAGCGGGUAGGGCGUUUGCCUUGCACGCGGCCGACCCGGGUUCAAAUCCCAGCAUCCCAUAUGGUCCCCUGAGCACGGCCAGGGGUAAUUCCUGAGUGCAGAGCCAGGAGUAACCCCUGUGCAUCGCCGGGUGUGACCCAAAAAAAAUAAAGAAAUAAAAAAAAAUAAAGAAAUACAUAAAAGCAGAAAAAUUCCUUUACAUCAAAAUAAGAAAAAAGCAAUUAGUAUUAAACUAAUUAAGCUAAUUAAAAUGAGUGGGAUGGCAUGGAUAGGCAUCUUUUUCUGAACUUGGGAGCCAAUUUGACCACUGCUUCUUGAGUCACAACGAAGACCCAUGCCUGACCUCUUUGCUGAUAUUUUUUAUUCUUAAGGUACUAUUCUUUGAAUCGUCCUUGUGUGGGAAAAAGAGGUGACGAGAGGUAAAUUGAGAAUAGGAUCAAGGCUACCACAUUUCAGCCUUGAAGAGAUCCAAGCAUUCCCCUAUACUUGGUGGAGGAUGAUCUAGAGAUAAGCAAGGUCUUUAAAACCCUUCUUGAUCAGCUGCUUUGUGUGGUCUGUCCCUUGUCCCAGCAUUUUUCCAGAAAGAUUUCAUUUUUGUCCUGGAAACUUUUAACUUACCAGGUAUUCAAGUGACUACCCAGGACAUGCCUGUUAGUUAUAAGUCCCCUCAGGGAGCCUAAUAAUAGAUUCAACUAAUUAAUGCAAUACCAUAUCCUAAUAUAAUUCGCAUCUCUGGAAUCAAUAGGUCCGAGUCAGGAUCAAAUCAAGUAUCAGAAGCCAUAUUCAUUCUGGUGCUAGCCAUCCCCCCCAACCCCCCCCACCCAUCCCUUUGCCUUCUAACAUUUCAAAUGAGUGAAAUAUGACAACAUGGUUGACUUUUUUUUUAACUAAAAGAUAAGAGCCAGACAUAAAUGAUGGUAAGAAGCUUACAUGACCAAAAGAUGUUGCUUAUGAGUUAGAAAUCUUCUAUACUUCUUCUUAUAAGGCUUUUCUUCCUUUUCACUGAACUGAAAACCAAGGGAAUUUCCAUCAAUUUCAAACAAAUUCCUCUUACCACCACCCGGUUCUCUACAUAAUUAUUUCUAGUAUUAGCACGGUGAAGCAAAGUGCCUGACUUGUUCAUACCUGGGUCAUCAAACUUAAAUUCAGUGUGUCCAGCACUUAUUUAGAUCUUUGCAGCUGCUUUGAGACUUGAUGAGCUUGAAGGCUUGAAGGCACUCAGUCAUCAUAACCCACUCAGGUCCCUAAGUCUGAUGUUAACACAAAGAUCACAGAAGGUAAGCAGGACUAUUACUUGGAUCACAUAACCCUGCAUGCUCUCAGGGAACCAGUGCUAAAGAAGGUUGAAUAGAAACUCAAAUUUGAGAGUUAGAUGUAAGAAGCCCAAGUUGAGCUUCAUCAUAGAAAAUAAGGUCAAAUUAUCAGUAUGAUCCAUAUUUCAAAACAGCAAAAUUGACCUCUGUUGGGAAAACCAAAGCCUAGUCAACUGUAGUAUAACAUAGUCUCCAUUAUUCUUGCCUACUGUGAACCCUGCACUGUGUGUUCUAGAUGUUUCUUCCUAAAUUCACAGAUGAACUACAUUGUUGACACAGUCCUCAUGUACUGUGAUGCUCAGUAAAGGUUCCCAAGAGUUUAGUCUAGUGCACCCAUUUGAAACAAUCUGUAGGCCCCUAAAAUGAUCCUUCUUAAGUGAAAUUGGAAUUAUAUUCAGGGCACUAGGCAUCUUUGAACUUUUCAUGCAGAGGAAGCAGUUGAGGAAUUUAAAUCAAGUUAUGGCCAUUCCUGAGAAGAGUAGCCAAAUCUGAGUUGAACCACACCCUCACAGUCCUGACCUUACCAGUCAGAUAUUGAGAAACCUUAACUUCUAAAUGGCAUUGCCUCAUCCUACCCAAGAAUCACUACAUCUAAGCAAAGGCAGUAGUUCAGCUUUUUGCAUGAGUCACAGCAAUCACAAAGCACACUAAAGCAUGAUAUAAACAUGUUAGUUACAAAACAUCAGGCCUGCAGGGAUUUAAAAUCAGAUUGAGAAGAGGUACACUCUUAUGUUUUUUGUUUUUUUAAUCCAAGAAAGGCCAGUGAGAGAGAUGAGGGGGAGGGCAGGGCUAUGUGGUAGCCAAGCAGAAAUAGAUGAAUUUGAUUAUCAUGGUGGUUCAGGGGUCACAAAUGAUGAACCUACCAACCAAUAGGUUUCUUUCCAAUCCAUGAAUGGACAUCUAUAAUGCCUCUUUGAAAUGUCUACUAGAUUUGAGUUUUAUUUUACUUUGGUCUUACCUAUUCUAAUCAGGAAAAAAGAAAGUAGCCAAAAAAUGGAAGGGAAAAAAAAAACCGUCAGCAGGUUGGUAGGUCACAAAUUAAUUUAUCAGUUCUAGAACAAACCCCCCUUGCCCCCUCAAAAAAAAAAAAAACUUCCAAUGAAAUCCAUUGAUUGCUGUACACGUCCUAAGCAUAAGAAUGUGUUCGGCUGGAGAUAGAGUGGAGGUAAGGCACUUACCUCACACAUAGCCCAUUGAGGUUCAAUCCCUGUCACCAUAUAUAGCCUCCCAAAUCCCACUGGGAGUGAUCCCUGAGCACUAGUAAGUGUGGCCAGAGAAAACAAACAAAAAGUAAAAUAAAGAAUGUGAACAGCUGCAAGGGCUAAUGAGUGUAGACAAAGUAAGAAAUGUCUAUUGUUUGUUUUAGACUUCAGCCCCAAACCUGGCAAGUUUUCAAGUGUAGAUUCUAACGAGUCAAGGAUUACUCAAAACAAUUGAUUUUUUUUUAACUAGCACGAGGGUAUAUACAGUGAGAAAAUAUGCUUGGCUAUUAAAAUUUCUUUAUUCUGGGUUGUCUUUCAAGGGUUGUAUUUAAACAAGUGGAAUAUCCAGAAGACCAUGAAUACAUUUUUUUAAUUGUCUUAUAAUUUAAGAUCAGGGCAAUGGAAAAGAGGGGGUUGAAUUAAAAGAUGAAUUUGAUUCACCUCAGCUAUUUUGUCAUUCAUCAUAAGGAAAUCUGCAACAUAAGAGAAUCAAGUUAUGGCAAAACUAAUAUAUGAAACUAGUAUUUGAGAAGAAUGGAUAGCUUUUAGCCUUUCCAACAUGCAAAUAGCUUGUUGGAUAUUUUUCCAUUUUCCAGAUUUAGAAACAGUUCAGCUACUUGGAAAUUUCUCUAUUAUUGGUGCAGAAAUUGCUAGAAGAAAAGCACCAUCUGAAGCAAGCUUUAGCAUAGCUGGCUCCUUUGGACUCAUACAGUAGUAUUUAUAACUCCACUAGAAACUGAAUACAGGCAUGAGUAGUCUUGGUUCCACAGCUGUGUGCCACUGAGAGACCCACUUUGUGUCAUGCCAACAGUCGGUGACUUUUGGUUAGAAGUACUGAAAGUUUCACAAUUCCUCCUCUUCCCUUCUAAGAAGUGGGCAGUCUACCAGACUGUCCCAGAUCAGUGCUUUGCUAGGCACAUAUGAGAGAGAGAGAGACAGAGGGAGAGAGAGAGAGUCUCAACAAGUCAAACUUGAAGACAACUCGGUAGCAUUGUUUACUUGAAAAUGUUAAGAUAUGAAAACGGGAGCUGUUAAGUCCCCAGGCAGUUCAACCAAAGAAGUCAUUAGGGAAGCCAUUGAGCCUUCCUCUUCCUUCAUACAGAGCAUGAAGACAU
Molecule: messenger RNA, 9253 nt
Organism: Sorex araneus (European shrew)
Lineage: Eukaryota; Metazoa; Chordata; Mammalia; Eulipotyphla; Soricidae
Gene: FMN1
Product: formin 1
Exons: 20
Coding region: 371-4615 (1414 amino acids)
Biological process (GO): actin nucleation
Cellular component (GO): nucleus; endoplasmic reticulum membrane; actin filament
Molecular function (GO): microtubule binding
Source: RefSeq, a predicted model, not a curated record